UCCAUUUUAGAGGAGUACAACAUAAACUGGACUCAGAAGCUGGGAGCUGGGAUCAGUGGUCCUGUUAGAGUCUGCGUGAAAAAAUCCUCUCAAGAACGCUUUGCACUGAAAAUUCUGCUUGAUCGUCCAAAAGCUAGAAAUGAGGUACGUCUGCACAUGAUGUGUGCAACACAUCCCAAUAUUGUUCAGAUCAUCGAAGUCUAUGCUAACAGUGUGCAGUUCCCCCAUGAAUCCAGCCCAAGGGCUCGGCUCCUAAUUGUAAUGGAGAUGAUGGAAGGGGGAGAGCUAUUUCACAGAAUCAGCCAGCACCGGCACUUUACUGAGAAGCAAGCAAGCCAAGUAACAAAGCAGAUAGCUUUGGCUUUGCAGCAUUGCCACUCACUGAACAUUGCACAUCGAGACCUCAAGCCUGAGAAUCUCCUCUUCAAGGAUAACUCUCUGGAUGCACCUGUUAAAUUGUGUGACUUUGGAUUUGCCAAAGUAGACCAAGGUGACUUGAUGACACCACAGUUCACUCCAUAUUAUGUUGCACCUCAGGUAUUGGAGGCACAAAGACGGCAUCAGAAAGAAAAAUCUGGCAUUAUCCCCACCUCCCCAACACCUUACACCUACAACAAGAGCUGUGACUUGUGGUCCCUGGGUGUCAUUAUUUACGUGAUGCUGUGUGGAUACCCUCCCUUCUACUCCAAGCACCACAGUCGGACAAUUCCGAAGGACAUGAGGAAAAAGAUCAUGACAGGAAGUUUUGAGUUCCCGGAGGAAGAGUGGAGCCAGAUCUCAGAAAUGGCCAAAGACAUCGUGAGAAAGCUGCUGAAGGUCAAACCUGAGGAACGUCUGACCAUUGAAGGUGUGCUGGACCAUCCCUGGCUCAACUCCACCGAAGCACUUGAUAACAUCCUCCCCUCUGCCCAGCUGAUGAUGGACAAGGCAAUGGUUGCAGGGAUACAACAGGCUCAUGCAGAGCAACUUGCCAACAUGAGAAUCCAAGACCUCAAAGUCAGCCUGAAACCCCUUCACUCCGUCAACAACCCAAUCCUGCGCAAAAGGAAACUGCUGGGCACGAAGCCAAAGGAUGGUGUUUAUAUCCAUGACCCUGAGAAUGGAAGUAACGAUUCCAACGUGGCUCUGGAAAAGCUGAGAGAUGUGAUUGCUCAGUGCAUUCUACCACAGGCUGGUAAAGGAGAGAAUGAAGAUGAGAAGCUGAAUGAAGUGAUGCAGGAGGCGUGGAAGUAUAACCGGGAGUGUAAGUUGCUGCGAGACACUCUUCAGAGCUUCAGCUGGAAUGGCAGAGGAUUCACAGAUAAAGUGGAUCGACUAAAACUGGCAGAAAUAGUAAAACAAGUCAUUGAAGAGCAGACAAACUCCCAUGACUCUCAAUAGCUGGAGCUUCUUAAUCUAAUUUUUUUUAUCAUUUAAGAUUUAUUCUUUAACUGUAAAAAGUAUUUUUAUGUAAAUUAAUAAAUCAUAAUUAUUUC
Chaetura pelagica (chimney swift) is the source of this 1475-nucleotide messenger RNA. It is a transcript of the gene MAPKAPK5, whose product is annotated as mitogen-activated protein kinase-activated protein kinase 5. The transcript is spliced from 13 exons. Gene Ontology annotation, cellular component: cytoplasm; nucleus. Bases 157 to 1380 code for a protein of 407 amino acids. Lineage: Eukaryota; Metazoa; Chordata; Aves; Apodiformes; Apodidae. Gene Ontology annotation, molecular function: calmodulin binding; ATP binding; calcium/calmodulin-dependent protein kinase activity. The record is from RefSeq and is a predicted model, not a curated record. Gene Ontology annotation, biological process: negative regulation of TOR signaling; peptidyl-serine phosphorylation; protein autophosphorylation.